GCGUCGCAAGCGUUCGCGGUCGGGCGCUCGCAAAUUUUCACCUUUUGGCGCAACUGCCGCGCAAGUGGGCGUGCGGGCGGCAGUUGCGACUUCCUGCCUGUCGCGAUGAUGAUGAUCGUCGCGGAUGAUGCUUAAGCCGCGCGUGUGCGUGAGCGCGUGCACGUGUGUAUACGACACACGUACUCGCUCGCUCGUUCGCGGGAUGCGACCGCCGGCGAACGCGAGGCGAGGUGGAUAUAUGAAUGAAAGCCGCGCGAACGCCGCGCGCGCACGCACUCACACGUCGGCGAACAAAACCAGCACAAUGCGACGGUGACCGCAUAAUGGGCCCCAUCUUACCGGGACACCCGAUGUGGUUACAGGUCAAUCAACCCAAGCCCGAAGUGCGUAGCGCAAAAUAGUCCGCCCGAAAUUGCGCCGCGGCGAUCGCGCGAGAGAGAAACUUCCCCCGAAACUCACUCCCUUUAGACAUUCCACUUUUUUCCCCUUUCUUACGAACGUCUCUGAUUUUUAGCGAGAAAAUGGGGAAGUUUCGGGGCACAAUGCGCAGUUCCGCGGUGAGAUAAAAUUAGGAGCCACAAUCGGGGUAUAAAGUAAAGGAAGCACGAUAAGACGAAAGACGAUAUCACGUGUCAGAUUAAGCUGGGUUGCGCAGUAUUGCGCGGUCUAAUUAAAUAUGCGCCGAUUAAGUAGCAUCAAGCGGAUCAGAGACGCGAGGAAUGAAGGUGAGUCGAACAUGAGGAAGAGACACGUAGCUUCGUUCAAGGCUGCGCGUACGGUGUGUAGGCAUGAGCACAACGGGCACGCGAGCGAGCGGUCGAGUGCACCUGCGAGACGCGGAGGUCCUCGCGAGCUCUGCUAUCCCAGUUUUCAGUCCGCUCGCGAAGCGCGCGAACGCCGUUUCUCUCCGUUGCGAAACGCCGCUCUCGUCCCCGUGCGAAUGCUCGUCCUGCCGCAAUGUCAUCGCGCUGAAAUUUCUCGCCGAUUAUCCAACAAACACGUGUUUGCGUGUGCAUCGGCUGAGCCUGAAACUCGCAAUUUUGAGCACCCUCCGCGGUACUCGACUUUGUUUUCUCGGUCGCCCGACACGCCGGGUCGGAUCUGCCUUGAUGAUGUUUCGUUGGUAUUUCGUAUUUAUGCUCGAGUGAUAUAGCAGCGAGACUGAAGUGCGAGCUCGGCGAAACUUGAAGCGAGGUCGAGGGGGCAGAUUUCCGGGCGUUUGGUGAACCGCGGCGGGACAUGACGAGCGUGUUGUAUCCUGAAGGUUUAAACGCCGCCAUUCCGCAGGACGACAGGAGCUGCCGCAGCGAUGACUCCGGCGGCGAGGUCUUCAGGAGCAUCCCGAAGAACAGCAGCACCUUCCGCGUCUGGAAGAUCGAGGGUCUGCGAGCAACAGCCGUGCCUGGCAGCAACAUGGGCUUCUUCUUCACCGAGUCGGCGUACAUCGUCUACGCCGUGUCAGCGAAGGACGGCGCUCUUCCUUACCCGGGAAUGCCGAUCAAAGACCUGAAGGGCACCGCGGUGGUGCGCGCCAUCCACUUCUGGAUCGGCUCGAGCUGCGACUCGACGGCGUCCGGCGCCGCGGCGCUCCGCGCCGCCGAGCUCGACUCCCAGAUGUCGGCGACGAUCCUGAUGCGGGAGGCGCAGGGUCGCGAGAGUCCCAGGUUCCUCGCUUACUUUCGGCAGCGUCUGGUCAUCGAGAACCUGCACUUCGAGACAUCCGCCUGCACCCUUCAUCGCGUCUCCGGUGUGGCCGUGCCGAUCUUGACCGAGCUGGAGAGGGUGCACUGGGAGCACUUUAGCUCCAGAGACGUCAUCCUGCUGGACGUUCGGGCAAACGGAGUCGUCUUCUUGUGGCUGGGUUCAUUGUCGGAGCCACUGCACAAGCGGCACGCGGCCAGUCUGCUGGAGUCUAGGAAGGAAAACAACAACGGCCAACGCGUGGUGGUGGUCGAAGACGGCUACGAGCAGACGCUACCUGGCAACGACAGAGAGCUCUUCAGCAGCAUGCUGGAGCCGUCGGCGAGGGUAGUGGCACCUGAUCGCCAGCACCGCGUGAACCCACCCAGCCCCAUCAAACUCUACCGAUGCAGCGAACAAUCGGGCAAAUACAAGGUCGCCGAGCUCAAGUCCGGCCCGUUGCUGCGUAACGACCUAACUUCCGCUUCAGUCUAUCUGGUGGACCGCGGCGAAGCCGGAGUUUGGGCAUGGGUGGGUCGUGACGUGAACGCUCGCGAGAGCCUGGAGGCGGUGAGGAAUGCGCGCGGCUUCGUCAAAAAGAAGAAUUACAGCGACGGCAUGCCGGUCGCCAGAGCGACCGAGGGUCAUGAGCCGGCGGAGAUGAAGGCGUUGCUGAGAGGCUGGGAGCCGUCCAAGACGAGACCGUUGACCUUGCCGUUGAGCUUCGAACCUGAUUACAUGAACGAACGACCCAGGAUGGCGGCGGAGUGUCAACUGGUGGACGACGGGUCCGGAGAGAGGAGCCUGUGGCGGGUGGAGCAGAAGGAAGGCAUGGUCGAGGUGGACGAUAGGGGCAUUUACUAUGCGCAGGCCUGCUACGUGAUGCUGUACAAGUACGGCCAAGGACGGAGAUGUCGCAGCAUUGUUUACUGCUGGGAGGGUGUCCACUCCGUCAAAGUGGAUCGAGACGCGGCAAUGACGGUAGCCUGCCGCUUAUCCGAAGAAACGAAUGCGCAAUUAGUAAAGGCGUCUCAAGGUAGGGAGCCGCCUCAUCUCCUGCAGAUUUACGACGGAAAGCUGAAGAUACUCGCUGGACGUCAUCGCGAUUCGCCACCGAACAAAUAUCUGGUCAGAGUGUUCGGAUCGACGCCGUAUACCUCAAAGGCGGUGGAGCGGCCGCUGCGAGCCAGCAGCUUGGACUCCAGCGCGGUGUUCAUUCUCUUCUCCAACUCGCCGGUCGUCUGGUGUGGCGGCAAGAGCACCGGCGACGCCAGACAGGCAUCGCGACGUCUUGCACCCAGGAAUGCUCCUCUCAUCGUCGAAGGCAAAGAGAGCGAUGACUUCUGGAUCGAGUUUGGAGGAAGAGGCACUUACAGCACGGAGACCGAGGAAGUUGGCGAAGAGCUGGACAAGCAUCUGUUCCAGUGCAGAACCGAGAACGGCCUUUUCGUGGGCGAGGAGGUCCUCGGAUUUCGGCAGAAUUCUCUGAUACCGGAGGCCGUUUGGCUAUUGGACACUGGCAACGUGAUCUGGGUGUGGGUGGGCAAGUUCUCCAGCCCGCGGACGCUGCAGGAGUGCGUCGAGGACGCCACGGUGUACCUCUACACGCACCCUUCCGGUCGAAAUCGCAAUACGACAAUUUCUAUAAUCAAGCAAGGUUCGGAACCGGCCACAUUCAUCGGGCUCUUUGACAACUGGAAUCACAAUCUGCUGAGGGAUUAUAAAUCAUUCGAGGCUUUCUGCGGCCUACUGGAAGAUAGGGAGCAACCGGUAAGGACUCAGACAGCCACAAAGGUAACCACAGACUUUGACAAUUAUAUCAAGUAUCCAUUGGCGGUGCUGAAGAGCGAACCGGAGAACUUGCCGGCCGGCGUUGAUGUGCGACGCAAAGAGAUGCAUCUGACCUUCGACAACUUCAUCGCGAUCUUCAAGAUGGAGCCCGCAGAGUUCGAGAAGCUGCCAGCUUGGAAAAGACAGCGGCUCAAGCAAGCCGCUGGGCUCUUCUAACGUUUAACAUCUUUCCCAAAAGU
Molecule: messenger RNA, 3710 nt
Organism: Harpegnathos saltator (Jerdon's jumping ant)
Lineage: Eukaryota; Metazoa; Arthropoda; Insecta; Hymenoptera; Formicidae
Gene: qua
Product: villin like protein quail
Exons: 8
Coding region: 1240-3687 (815 amino acids)
Biological process (GO): cytoskeleton organization; actin polymerization or depolymerization; barbed-end actin filament capping
Cellular component (GO): actin cytoskeleton; cytoplasm
Molecular function (GO): actin filament binding; phosphatidylinositol-4,5-bisphosphate binding
Source: RefSeq, a predicted model, not a curated record